AUGGCAACACCGGCGCGAAAACGCUGGUCCUCAGCAGCACAACCAGGGCCAAGUGGCAGGAUGAUCCCAUUCGGAAGAAUGGAUGGGCUGAGGAGAUUGCUAAAUUCGAUGCCAGGUUUGGGCCGUCCGCAGCCCCAGCAGCAGCUGCCUCUACUGUUGUUGCUAGCUCCCUUCCGAACCAGUCCGCUCCUGCAGCAGCCGAGCCAGCAGAGCCAGCAGCUGGGCCAGUUUCCGGGGCCUGGGCAUCGGAACCCAGAACCGUGGGUCAGCUGGAGGAGAUGUAUGACAUGGUGCUGUGCAUCCCUGGGCGAGUCCCCACUACGCAGCUCAGGGUUGUCAAUGCAUCCGCGAAGGGCAAACCUCUUUCCGAAGCUACAGAAAUCGUGCCCGAGCAAGAGCACAAACUGUUCAUCGCAUCAGCCUCAAACUUCUAAGCCGAGGAACACUGUUGAAUGCGGGCUUUCAGUUGGAAUCUAA
Molecule: messenger RNA, 477 nt
Organism: Symbiodinium necroappetens
Lineage: Eukaryota; Dinophyceae; Suessiales; Symbiodiniaceae
Source: the annotation of a GenBank genome assembly